AAAGAGGAGGGUGCUUGUUUUCCCCACUCUCCUCUGCCUCUGGUUUUAAAAUGUGAAACAGCUCUUUGAAGAGAAAGAGAGGGGAGGGCAGUCAUGUACUUCCACUCUGCUUCAACGAUAAGGAGUGUUUAGUGAGCUGAGGCUAACCUAAAUACCAAACGCAACACAGAACUGCAGCUAGAGAUACAGCUGAGGACCUGACACAACACAGGCAUGAACGACAUCAAGCUGGCCCUACUGGGAAGCCAGGGGGCUGGGAAAUCAGCUGUCCUUGUGCGCUUCCUGACCAGGCGCUUUAUUGGUGAAUAUGCCUCAAAUACCAACUCUUUGUACCACAAAAGACUGUCGAUCGAAGGCAGGCAGCUGAAUUUGGAGGUUUUUGACCCCUGCUCUCAGGGUUCGGAGGCCAGGUGUAUACUUGAAGAGCCAGUGGACUGGGCAGAUGGCUUUGUGGUGGUGUACAACAUCAGUGACCGCACUUCCUUCAUCAAUGCCAAAAACAUCCUGCGGCAGAUUCGGGAGACACGCAUGGAGAACUGCAAAGGGGAGAUGGAUGUUCCUGUUUGCCUGGUUGGCAACAAGCAGGACCUCUGCCAUGCUCGUCAGGUGCGUGAGGAUGAAGGCCGCGGUCUGGCGCAGGAAAACCGCUGUAAUUUCCAGGAGGUCUCAGCAGCCGAGAGUUACCAAGACAUUGCCAACCUCUUCACACAGCUCAUCCGGCAGGUGAUGGAGCACCUGAAGUAUCGCGCUGACAGACGACGCUACAGCGGCUCAAAGUCUAUGGCCAAACUCAUCAACAAUGUUUUUGGCAAGAGGAGGAAGUCCGUAUGAUGAUCCCAGUACAGUUAGCAGCUAAUCGGACACUGAGAUGUCCCUGCUGUACGUGGCCCUUAAGGGGAUGCAUCCUUAAUGUGUUGGGUUGGAUGUGUGAUGUGUUGGUCUAUACACUCAGCAGAAAACUGUUGAGUGUAUAGACAAUGACAGAAACAGUGAGCCUCUUUAUAUCAUGAGCAACAUGAGUGGUUGAUGGAAAGAUUCAGACGGCCAUAGUUACUAAAUUUACAGGCAAAGUUUUGUUUUUCCUUUGGUUAUUUUGACUUUGCCUUGGGUAUGUUUCUCUGAUGAAAGGGCCAAAUACAGUGAGGCAGUCAAAAAAAAAGCAGGUAUGUUAAGUAAAGCAACACUAUAGAGGAGAGGGAAGCAUAAAAAGAUAUUUACUACAUACACUUUUUGUACUUUUUCUCUUAAUGUGUAUUAACUGAACCUUUGGUGAAAUGCCUACUUUUUAUAUUUAAAGGACCUGUGUGUAUUACCGGCAUCUAGAGGAUAAAGAUUGCAACUAACUGAAUACCUGUCACUUUCUAAGCCUGUAACUAAACCUAAUUUGGCCUCCAAAAUAGCCUUUCUAUAGAAACAGUUCCACUUGUCCAUCGUGGGCUGCUGUACAAGCAUCAACAUGAGGACCUAUGUGUAGGAACACUUGCUCCCUGUAUAAAUAUGCAGAGGUCAAAAAACAUGUUUAUUGUUAAUUAUUAGACCAUGGGUUUCCAAUCACUGACUGUACUUGGUCACACUUUCCAAAAACAGAUCGGAUCUGGCUGAGAGACUGAAAACAGACGUGGAACGUGAACAUUCCACAGCAAUCAGCAGCUCUUGCAAAAAAUGUUUAGUUUGUUUUAUUUUAGUUGUUUUAACAUUUGUUAAUACUUUAUCAGGUUUUUAAUGCAACGAUAACAAUCUGUUACAUAACUACGGCUACUUUCUAGGCAAACUUUCUGUCUGAUUUAUUGGUGUAGUUUAAACGUAUGAAAAAAGGUUACCUUAACACUUUAUCUUUUUAUCUUAUUCCAACAACACAACAUGGCAGGCUGAUCAGCUGUCUUUUAUUUGUCGAACGCUCGCACUGCAUCACCGACUCCUGCAUCAGUACAGUGUGGGCCAACAGUGAUGACACUGAAUGAAACUUUCAACACCAUAUUGCAUGUCUUCAUUUUGUGAUUGGUUCAGUUAGCUUUACUUUACCACAGUAUUGCCCCUAUAGUUCAGCGUUGUGUAGUCUUUUGCUCAGCAUCCUUUUAUACUGGUAUAAUAUUUUAGAGACAGUAUAAUUGAUAUUACAUGGUUAUUUUAAAUGCACGUUAAAUGUAUAUUCUCAUAGUAAUGCCACUCUUUGGAAACCAUAAUGUUUUAUUUACUGGAUCACUGAACUGUGAUUUGUAAUACGCAUACUGUUCAAAUCCUCUGAUUGUCUAAUACAUAAUAUAGUUUAUUUAACAGCUCCUGCUGUAUGAACACUUAGUUUAGCUGUGGUCAUUAUCACUAAAAUGCUGAACGUUACAUUUAACGCAAUUUAUUUAGUUGAAUGGAAAAGUCCAAAGACAUGAACUGGGUUAACUGGCGAUUCCUCUGUGUUAGCUUUGGAGUCUUGAGAUCUGUCCAGUGUGCACCCUGCCUCUUGCCCUGUGAUAGCGGGGAUAGAUGUGUGCUUUCUCAGAUUCUCAGGUCUUUUUUGGAGAUGAUGAAGAAGAUUAUAAUACUUAGGGUAGUGACAUGUCAAAUACAAUCAGUGUGUAGUGUGCCUUGGCUUCUCGGUUUGCUUCAUUGGCGAUGUGUGGUUUAAAAAGACGAAACAACACCAACUUCACAAACCAGCAGCUACACCCAUCAGUGUCUGUGCCAAGUGAGAGGCAUAUACCUAUAUCAGUGCAUGGCUGUGUGGCUGUCUGGCCAUUGUGUGUUCUUUAACUGACACUCGGACUCUUCCUAUGCACCCUUUAGUCUUACUUUAUUGUAAAGGUGGAACCUGUAUGUCGUAUGUUGUUGUAUCCUGUUUGCUUUUAAUGACAGAUAAGAUAAAAUAGUAUUUAAUUGGACUAGAAAAUAAUGCAUCUAUUACAAGGUGAUAUCAAUUUUAAUUUAUUGUUGCACAUUGUACUCAGCUUCGGUUGUAUACUGUAUGUAUUUUGUAUAGAUUCAGUAUCUUAAUCUUGUAUUUAUUUGAGUUAAAAAAAAAAGAAGAAGAAAAUGCCCUAAAAACUUAACACCAUACUGUAGAAAUAACACAUACCAAGUGAGGGCAUGAAAUUUAUUCAACAAAAUGCUGUUUUUCUUCUAAAGAAAAACUUCUUCUCAGUUAUGUCACCAUGAUUUUCUACAGAAGGAAUGCACUGUGUAUCAUGAAAAAUAUCUUCAUCUAUGCAGUUUUUUGUUGAUGAAUGCUCUUUUUUUGUAAAUGCUGUAAAAACACUGGUUAUUCCAGAGGAAAUUAAAGUUAAACAUUGAUGGCUGUUUUAGCUCUUCACGGGGACUGCUGUUUCGCUUUGAGCUUAAUUUUAAUUAGAUGUCCAUGAGAGAGGGCAUUACUCUAAAGCCUUUAGUAAAAAAAGAAUUUCCUGUGCUAAAAAUAGAAAGACAAGAGGCAGAGCAGUGAGGGGAGAAGCUCCAUUGUUAUGCUGAAUUUUAGCCUCUUAAACAAAGCAAA
Messenger RNA from Neolamprologus brichardi, 3481 nucleotides. It is a transcript of the gene rerglb, whose product is annotated as RERG/RAS-like b. Gene Ontology annotation, molecular function: GTPase activity; GTP binding. The record is from RefSeq and is a predicted model, not a curated record. NCBI's taxonomy places the organism in Eukaryota, Metazoa, Chordata, Actinopteri, Cichliformes, Cichlidae.